CCUCUAGCCCAAUUGGCAAAGCGUCCGUCGACCAGUCAGGUUGAAGCGCGCGGGUGGGGCCUUUGGCGGGAAGAAUGGAGCUCGAGAGCGGCGAGAGGAGAGGGAGCGGAGUAACGGUCACCCCCGAGGGAGGGCGGGAGAGCUCGGAGGCCGCCCCGCCUGAGGGGGAGCGGGGAGAGGUAACCCCGCCGUCCACGGGUCUGGACACUUCAUCCGGAUCGGGGGCGGACACUCCGGCCUCGGACUCAAAAAGGCUGAGACUGUUCAAGGCGGCGAUAGAUACCACAGUGGAGAAGCUUCUAGAAACCGCCAGCUUUGAGAGGUUUGCUCAGUGCUUUCAACCUGUUUACAAAAUUCAGCCACAGUUCACACAUAGUGUCUACAAGCAGCUUAUUUCUCAACUCCAGACCUCUAUCCAGGAAGAAGUCAGUCAGAUCUCUGAAGAUGGACUGUUUGAACGAGCACUCCCUAAAUUGGAUCAGCUGGAACGUGAAUCUGAAGCACGUACAGACCCUGCGUGGCGUCCCACAGGCUCCCCAGCUGUGGACCUACGGACGCACCUGGUGCCAUACCUGUUGCAACAGCGUGAUUACCUGCGUCUGAAACUGAAGAGGGCAAAGGAGGAGAAUGCAGCUCUGGCACAGUCAGUCCUCGAGGGCAGGAGCAGGGUCGAAUCGUUGGUGCGAGUGCGAGACGAGCAAUGUCAGCGUUGGCAGCAAUGUACUGAACUCUGUCGUCAGUUUCAGUUGGACGAACACUGAACAAGUGAAGGUGGCCGGUGUCUGAAUGCCGUUGUUGAAUUCCAAGUGAUUUUCUAAUUUUUGAUGUGUUCAUGUACCUUCACUCACAUUCUGUGAUCUUCAGAGGUGAACCGGCCCAGCUCAAAGUCCCUGCAUACCUCAAUAAAUAACUGAUGAGGAGGUAAAUGGUACCCAGGUAGGAAGGGUAAAUGAAUGGUAUGUGUAAAGUAGAGAGAGGAAUAACAAUGAUGUAGUGACUGUCCUUUUCCUCUGCAGACUGAAUUGCUCUGCUGGCUGACUGCGGCCCAUGAGAUAAAAUUAAGGGCAGUCACACCAGCUGUUCAAGAUAGUAUAGAGGAAGCAUUACUCUCUAUCUAACCCUAUGAUUGAUGUGGACAAUGUAGAGAAAGCUUUAUUUUAAGUUUAAAAGCACAGAGGGAGCUUUACUCUUCCUAACCCUGUACUGACCUCAUCCUGACAGUGUUUGAUGGGGACAGUGUAGAGUGGGUUAUUUCUGCGCAGUAUCCCUCAACUUGAUGGAUAAAAAGAUCCCUUAAACCUGGAUGUUUGGCCUCUGCUUUGAGGUUUGAAUUUGAAAGCCAAUCUCUGUUGCUGUAUAUUGGUAAUUUUAUUUUGUUCAUUUUCCCUUUUCUGUAUAAUCUUGCUUCCAAAGUUACUGGAAGUGUUGACCAAGUCUAGGUUUGUAUUGUUGUAGAUGAUCACUCCUUUAACCUCUCAACAAAGGUACCUGUAAG
Molecule: messenger RNA, 1495 nt
Organism: Chiloscyllium plagiosum (whitespotted bambooshark)
Lineage: Eukaryota; Metazoa; Chordata; Chondrichthyes; Orectolobiformes; Hemiscylliidae
Gene: pmf1
Product: polyamine modulated factor 1
Biological process (GO): chromosome segregation
Cellular component (GO): MIS12/MIND type complex
Source: RefSeq, a predicted model, not a curated record